This is a messenger RNA of Leptidea sinapis, 1227 nucleotides long. Its product is annotated as galactose mutarotase-like. Gene Ontology annotation, biological process: beta-D-galactose catabolic process via UDP-galactose, Leloir pathway; glucose metabolic process. Gene Ontology annotation, molecular function: carbohydrate binding; aldose 1-epimerase activity. NCBI's taxonomy places the organism in Eukaryota, Metazoa, Arthropoda, Insecta, Lepidoptera, Pieridae. Bases 156 to 1205 code for a protein of 349 amino acids. The record is from RefSeq and is a predicted model, not a curated record. The transcript is spliced from 6 exons.
UGUGUAUAUGUGCGUGCGUCGAUUCGGGCGCUGAAGUGUGAAGUCAAACUACUGUAUUGUGCCUGUGCGCUUAAUGCUUUAUACGUUUAUCUUAUUUAAUUCUUACAGUUGGUGUAUUGUUUAUUCGACAAACGGACGCGUUAUAUAUACCGAAUAUGGUUCAUUUAGCAGAACAACACUUCGGCACUUUCAACAAUGAGCCGGUCAGAAAAUUCACAUGGAGUACAGACACUGGGUUCUCUGUGUCUGUCAUAUCUUAUGGAGCUAUCAUACAAUCAAUUAAGGUUCCCGCUAAAAAUGGCGAAAUAAAGGACGUUGUUUUAGGCUUUGAUACGAUUGAAGAUUACGUCACCAAGAAUGCUCGAUUUUUUGGAUCAACUAUUGGAAGAUGUGCGAACAGAAUCCGAGGAGGAACUUUCCAGUUAGAUGGAGUUACUUAUCAGCUUGCGAAAAAUAAUGGAGAGAACCAUUUACAUGGCGGGAUUGUUGGUUUCAACAAGGUAAACUGGAACUCUACCGUGGAUGGCACGAAGGUUAUCUUCAGCUAUUACUCCAAGGAUGGUGAAGAGGGCUAUCCAGGUGAUAUGAUCGCUAACGUCAUUUAUGAAGUGGUAGACAACUCUCUUCUAGUCGAAUUCCUGGCUGUCACUCACAAGAAGACCAUAAUAAACAUGACAAACCAUUCCUACUUUAACCUAGCUGGCCAUGAUGCAGGAGCUGAUGGUCUUUACGAUCAUAUUAUUACUGUCAAUGCUGAUAGGGUCACGGAGACAUCGGCAGACAACAUACCAACUGGUCGUCUUCUGAAGGUCGGCGGCACUCCAUUUGAUCUUCGCGCACCAGUUCGACUCGGAGACGUGCUGGUGCUUCAUGAAAGGCUAUUCGAUCACAACUUUUGCGUAUCGCCUACCGGUGAGGAGCUUAACUUCGUAUCCCGCGUGGUACAUCCAUCAUCCGGACGGUAUCUCCAGGUGUACAGCAACCAGCCAGGAGUCCAGGUUUACACGAGCUACUUUCUACCAGCGCCACAAGACCAGCCAAUUGUUGGCAAACAAGGCACACCGUACCAUCGUCACGCUGCCUUCUGCCUGGAAACCCAGGUCUAUCCAGAUGCAGUGAACCAUCCACAUUUCCCCACCGUUAUUCUGAAGCCUGGGGAUGUUUAUCGCCAUAAAGUGAGAUAUGAAUUUGGAGUUACGAAUUAAUAAAAUGUAAAUUAUUAUUAUA